Molecule: messenger RNA, 1077 nt
Organism: Drosophila subpulchrella
Lineage: Eukaryota; Metazoa; Arthropoda; Insecta; Diptera; Drosophilidae
Exons: 3
Coding region: 34-834 (266 amino acids)
Source: RefSeq, a predicted model, not a curated record
AGUUAUCGGUAGAGGUUCAACAUUGGUGGUCUAAUGAGGACUACCGCAUUACCUAUUGUAAUUAUCCUUCUAGCAGGUCUCCUGAAAGUGGGUGGAAAAAGACACAAAGCAUCUACAGAAACGGAUUCCCUGCAAAAGACCGAUGCAAGGUUUAGAGACUUACUAAGGGAGAUUAAUUCGACGUACCAUAAUAGACCCCUUAACACAGCAAACAAUAAGGAAUUCGAGAAGUAUUUCCGAAAUGUUUUAUCUGCCCUAAACUUAUCCAUUUAUGACCUAGGUACUAAAAUUGAUAUUUACACAGAUUUUACAGUUUACAAUCAAAUUAGAUUAGAACUUGAAAGAGAAAUGUUUAAAAAGAAACAAGUUGCCGAGAGACUUCUUAAGUUUAAAAAUCUUUUACCAAAGUGUCGAACGUUUUUUUCAAAUCAAUUAAUCGAACUGAAGGCGAGCUUCACUAAAUCGAACUUAAUGAAAAUGGAAAUAUUACAUGAUCCCAGUCCAGAGUGUGAAAACGUUGAACUAGAAAAGAUUUUCGUUCCCCCAACUCCAACUCCGAAACCCAGGAAUUAUGAUCAAGAGCUUCAUGAUAUUUUGCAAAAAUAUAAGAAGCGUCCUUGGGGGAAAAAAAAAUAUGUAGAGUUCGACGGACAAAUAUGGAAAGUGUUCAUGGCCACCAAUAAGGAAAGCAAACAUAAAAAAAGAGAGGCAGUGGACGCGUUUCUGGCAUAUGACGACAACCGUGACAAACUGGAUAAGGCCUUGGCAAGUAGAAUUGGAAAAUUUAAAAACGCAUUGGAACUGAAACACAUUCAGCUUGCAAAUCUGACCUAAUAAGCUUAAAUAGGAAACUAGCUCAAGCAAUGUUCAAAACCAUUCAGGAAAAACACACAAUCCUAGUCGCCACAAACUAUGUACAAUCUUGUCUCUAAAAUCAAAGGUAACAAUAUUACUUUUACUUUACAUAUUAAAGUUUGUAUUUAUCUAAAUUUAUUUUUGUUGCCAAGAACACAAUUGCUUUAGAAACAAAAAAAAGUACCGCUUAGUCUAUAAAGUUAAAUUAAAUGAUGCAAUACC